UCUCUCAGUGCAGGACCUUCUCCUAUGGUGAAGAGUGUUCACCUCCGGUAUCUGGGAUUGUGUGUGAAUCUUUCAUGUGGAGAGAUGGCGCUGUGGGCCCUAGCAGGGGCGAUUUUGUCUCUCUCCAUCCAUCCCUCUCCCUGCAGUAGCAGCAUCAGCAGCAGCACCUGUGACACCGCCUGCUCUUUCACCUCUAAGACCCUCAUCAACAACGUGGUCCAGGACCCCACCACCGGCCGCGUCUACGUGGGUGCGGUCAACUCCGUCUACCAGCUGGAUGCCAACCUGUCCCUGGAGCAUCAGCUUGAGACUGGUCCGCGCAUGGACAACCCCUACUGCACUCCACCUGUCACACCAUCAAUGUGCCACGACCCCAAGGACACAAACAACCACAACAAGCUGCUGCUGGUGAACUCGGCUAACGGCAGCCUGGUGGUGUGUGGGAGUGUGUUCCACGGCAUCUGCUCGCUGGUCAAUCUCACUAAUGUGGAACAGCUGCUCUACUACAGUGACCGUAAAGGGGAGAAGUCCUACGUGGCCAGUACAGAGGAGAGUGUGAAUGUCGUCGCGGUAUUGUCCUCCAUCGUUAUCAGCCCCCACAUCCAUAGUGUCUUCCUAGUCGCCAAGGGUUACGGCCCAGUCGAUGGCUCCGAGUUGAUUAGCACGCGCAUGCUCGAAGAGUUCCUCGAGUUUGAGAUGUUCGAGAACAUCGUGGAUGCCUUCACAGUGAAGGCGAGCUCCUUCGCACAGCGCUACCUGCACGACUUCCGCCACGCCUUCAAGGACAACGGCUUCGUCUACUUCCUGUUCUCACGCGCCACCGAUAUGGGCAACAAGGCCAGGGUCACAUUCGUGGCACGCCUUUGCGAGAAUGACAACCACUACUACUCUUACACAGAGCUGCAGCUCAACUGUGGCCGCUCCAACCGCUACAACAAGAUCCAGUCGGCAUAUGUGGCGCCAGCCGGCGUGGAGCUGGCCCACGACCUGACUGCCGCCGGCGAGCACGGAACGGUGGAGCCCAAUGACCUGGUGGUGUACGCCGUCUUCAGCUCGGACGAGGACCCGGCAGGAUACUCCGCGCUAUGCAUGUACCCGCUGGCCAGUGUGAACCGGGCGCUGAAGAGGAUCAACAGUGCAUGCUACAACAACAUGGGCCUCAUCAACGGCAAGGGCGCUGUCUACGUGCCAUACUUCACCCUGGUGUCCAACUUAUGCAGUUCCUCGGUUUUACAUGACAGGGACCUGACGGAGACCUUCAAGUGCAGCGCAGAGUUCCUCCCAUCCCCGCUGGCAGGCACGCCCGAGUUUGCCCUCUCUGCCUCCGAAGCCCACACCAGCUCUGAUCUCCUCACCGCUGUGGCCGUGGCCGUGGAAACCAAACAUACGGUGGCGUUCCUGGGCACCAAAGGAGGCGAAGUACUCAAGGUGCACCUGACCAGUAGCCCCUACUUCUACGGGAGAGUAUCAGGGGACAACACGGGGGAGAAGAUCAACAAGAACCUGUUCUUCGACCUCAAGAAAGACCACCUCUACAUCACCUCCGAGAAGAUGAUCACCAUGGCACCAGUGCAGGCAUGCCACCUUCAGACGGACUGCCAGUCCUGCAUGGCGCUCAGGGACCCCUACUGCGGGUGGUGUGUCCUCGAGGGCAGGUGUACGAGGAGGUUGGAGUGUGUGAGCGCAAAGAAGGAGGACGCCUGGCUCUGGAGUCCCCAGCAAAAGUGUGUGACCAUCCAAAAGUUCAACAUCAGCUGUGAGAAGCCACAAGAUCUGAUGAUCGAGAUCUCGGACCUCCCUUCGAUCGAUGCACUUUAUCAUCCAAUAUGCAUGUUUGGGCUGUUGGAGAGGAAGGCUGUUGUCAAUGGGACAGUGGUCAUCUGUAGCCUGACAGAGGUGAACUGGAUCCCUCCCUCAUCUAAGACUCAAGAUUUUGUGGCAGUGAGGUUCCUGUUGACGUCUCGUCGUGAUGGCCGUAAGGUGGAGGUGGCGGUCAGUGAGUUUCAGUUCUACCACACCACCGUAGUGAAGAAUACAGAACACACACCGUGCUGGGCGUGUGUCAACAGUCAGCGGAGUUGUCAGUGGAACACCAUGGACCACACAUGCAGUGACAGCGACAAUACUAUAGGUGGCGCUCAUAUCAUCAAACACAAGGAGGGAGAGAGCUGCCCUCGGUUUGAGAAUCCUCAACCCUUGUUCAUCCCUGUGGGCAUCAAGACUCCCAUCACCUUCCAGGGCAAGAAGCUGGAUGUCUACUCAGGCAAAAGCGUCAAGAUUGGCACUGACCUCAUGAACCAGGAGGAGGAAGUGGUCAUCCAGAAAGCAGGGUCAAAGUUCAACUUCAGUGGAUAUGAGUUUUCCUUUGACAAAUCCCAAGAGGUGAAUGUAACGUUCCACAUCAAGGACAUGGCAACUGAGAAGAAGAUCGACAGCACCCUGCAAGUGGUGCUGUAUAACUGCUCAGUUGGUUGUGAGGAUUGCAUCGAGUGUCAGAAUGUCAACAAGAUGUACGGCUGUGUGUGGUGCCCCACCACCCACUCCUGCAUCUACAAGGACCUCUGUCCAGAGGAGGAACAGCGGUGCCCAGUGCACACAUACUGUCUUGCACAACCUGACUGGGACCCAUGACCAGAGGGUGCUUGUUGGGUAGAUGAAAUGGAAAUCAGAACCAUAGACCUCUGAAGUUCGCCUACAAAAAGGAUCCAAAGCUGCCAUCUUUGCCCAUAUAAGGAGAUCUGGGUGUUAAUUGAAGCUAACUGCCUAUGGCAAGUUGCAUGGUAAGUUAGCUCUGGGGUAGCAAAGAUCAAAGUGUGCCGUCUUCACCUACCGAAGAUCACAGUAUCCACUAGACGGCAGUGGACAAAACUGUGUAGUGAAAAACGUCUGCAUUUCCAAUGUCAUCGUCCCCGCGAGAGUUUAACAGGUGCGAUAAUUGAAAAUCCCAUAGUUAUUUUCCCAUAGAAAAAAUCUCAAGAUACCGGAUCUCCUUAUUUGGGCAAAGAUGGUGGCUUUUUUGUAGGCGAACUUCUGAGGUCUAUUGUGGAGCAGGGUACCAGUUACCAUGGUAAUUAGUUCUGGCCAGGGCACUGUGAAUUCCACUCGAAAUGUCCAGCGAUGUGAUUUGUGAAAAAGAAAAGUUAUGUUUUUUGACAGUUGCCAGUGUAUUUUUUAUUUUUUUGCUUGAUUCUUACAGAUGGUACGGGUUGAGAAUGCUCCUUUCUUUCCCGCACAUCGGGACUCCCGAAGCAUCGGGACUGUAAUUAAAACUGCAACCGCAAGGGGGCAACAUAAGACCGCCCUAAUAAAAUGAAGGUUCGGCUCAUACCGGAAAACACGGAAAAACCCGAAGACACCGCGCUGGUGACAAGCGGAGAAAAGAGACAUCACGCUCGGCAUGUCAGAUUGCAGUUUCAGAGUUUUCGAAUGUUUUACAGCCUAUCUCACAGCUGGCUCUCUCACUCGACGUAGCC
Messenger RNA from Sardina pilchardus (European sardine), 3473 nucleotides. RefSeq names its product plexin-B2-like. Lineage: Eukaryota; Metazoa; Chordata; Actinopteri; Clupeiformes; Clupeidae. The record is from RefSeq and is a predicted model, not a curated record. The transcript has 14 exons. The coding region runs from base 25 to 2631 and encodes 868 amino acids. Gene Ontology annotation, cellular component: semaphorin receptor complex; plasma membrane. Gene Ontology annotation, biological process: semaphorin-plexin signaling pathway involved in axon guidance; regulation of cell migration. Gene Ontology annotation, molecular function: protein binding; semaphorin receptor activity.